GAGUUGUAGUCAAAGCGCGGUUGCGGCCUUGAGGAAGUUUCCCAGUCCAAGAGGUUUCCAGCGCCGGACGUUAGUGGAGUUUGCGUUUAAAGAAAACGAAGCGCGGCCACGACGGCGCUUCCACGGAGUGUUCCUUCUGCUGGGAUGGCCACUGGCUUGGAAGGCGGGACGGUUCGGUCGGCUUAAGGACCAGAGACCAUCGUUUGCAAACGAUGGGAUAAGUAGUUGUUGGGGGUGGUUGAACAGCUAAGGGGGUGUGAGUGUCACUGGCGAUUUAAGAGGAGGCGGGGAGCGUCCGUUUUACCUGGGAAAUUACGGAGUAACGAGGAGAGGCUGCGGAAUUCGCAUUGCGUCCGCGGCGCUUUACAGAGCAAUCAGAAGAGGUAUCAGAGACUUCCAGUGAACACUUAAUGGAAGAUGUCAUCGAGUUUGACAGAAGAACAGAAAAAGAAGAUUGAAGAAAAUAGGCAGAAGGCUUUAGCAAGGAGAGCAGAGCGACUGGCAGCUCAGCAGGGUGUGAUUGCUAAACAGCAUCCUGGGCUGCAGAGUCCUGGUGGCUGCCAAGGAAACCUGCUGGAACCUUGGAAGAAGGAUGACCACCACACCCACCUAAAUAGCCACCGUCUCCACCUACUCAGCAAACAUGGGAUGCCAAAGGGCCCUCAAAUGCCACAUGGUCACUGUAGCUCAAAUCAACCGACUGCUCAUUUGAGUAGUGCUCCAAAGGAAAACAGUUCUGUCGUUUCCAGCCGGGAGACAGGCAGGCAGUUGAAUAGUGCCGGGCAUCCCUCAACAGGGAUGAAGAACUCUCUUGGGCAUCCCUCUGAUUGGAGCGGUGGGGACCAAGGUCAGCCAAACCAGCACGAUUCUAAUAUGUUGCAGCUACUGAAAUGUGGUGCAGUAAUCAACAACCUUGACAAACAAGAUCAAGGUAGAUUAGAUGUUGAUAAAGACCUUCACAAUCUUAAAGACUUGCAAAUGCAAAACAGGUCUACCCUUGACCCUGGUGACAUGAAACAUAUGCCCAUACCCGCCACCAGCAGCACUGCAUUGAAUGAUGGUGAAACGCAGGCAAGUACCAAAAAGGAAGGUAGCAGCAUACUGCAGUUUUAUGGCUCGAAAAAAACUUCAGCUCCUGUAGGGCACAAAGAAUCAAAACCACUCAUUUCUGCUGGUGCAGGAAAUGUAUCUGAGCUACCCGUACAGAGGAAAUCACAGAAUUGCCUCCAAGGAAAAUGCGUGCAGCAUUCUGAAGGCAGAUUCCGCGUUGAGAUAGGAUACAAUGCCCAACUCAUUGAAAUGUUCAGGAGCAUACCGAGCAAAAGUUAUGAUCCUGCAACAAAGAUGUGGAAUUUCAGUCUUGAAGACUAUAAUGACUUCAUGUCAGCAGUGAAGCAACUCCCAUCCAUAACUUUGACACCUCUAGUGGGUAUGAAGACAACCUCUGGGGCCAGUGAGUCAUCUUCUGCUGGAAGAACUUCUGCCUUGAGAUCCCUCUUGCAGACUUGUACUGGCUGGCAGAAGCCGUCAGCAGUCGUCAGAGGGAAAUGUGUGCUGAUCUCAUACUCCCGGUUUGAAGUCGAUAUUGGCUAUGUCUCCAGUGUCAUAGGUAUAUUCAAGCAGUUGGAUUCUCGGAAUUAUGAUAUGAAGACGAGAAAAUGGAGUUUCCUACUGGAGGACUACCUGAGAUUAAUGGAACUGAUGAAGAACCUUCCAGAAGUGGAGCUGGAACCUCUGCCCAAGCCAGUAGUGCAAGUUUUUGCUUCACAAUUCCAGAAGUCCGUCUUAAAGCCUGCGGAUGUCCCUGAAGCAGACCUUUCAGGAGUGGACCCUACAUUGGUGGGAAGCCUCAUGCCGUUUCAGAGAGAAGGUGUGAAUUUUGCCAUUUCUAAAGAGGGCCGUUUGCUUCUGGCUGAUGACAUGGGCUUAGGGAAAACCAUACAAGCAAUCUGCAUUGCUGCAUAUUAUCAAAAAGAGUGGCCACUGCUGGUAAUCGCCCCUUCUUCAGUGAGAUACACAUGGGCAGAGGCUUUCCACAGGUGGCUUCCUUCCUUGAGCACGGAUGCCAUCAGUGUCAUAGCAACGGGCAAGGACUGCCUGGUGGCAAGACUGAUAAACAUUGUCAGCUUUGACCUUCUCAGCAAGAUGGAGAAACAGCUCAAAGCCACCUUCCAAGUUGUGAUUGUUGAUGAAUCUCAUUUUCUUAAGAAUGGGAAAACUGCUCGAUGUCGGGCUGCAAUGCCCCUCUUGAAGGCUGCCAAGCGAGUCAUCCUGCUGUCGGGAACCCCUGCCAUGUCACGCCCUGCAGAACUGUAUACCCAAAUGGCAGCUGUCAGGCCAUCCUUCUUCCCUCAGUUCCAUGCCUUUGGGCUCCGCUACUGUGAUGCAAAACAGCGGCCUUGGGGGUGGGAUUAUUCUGGAUCAUCAAACCUUGGGGAGCUGAAACUUCUUCUGGAAGAAUGCAUCAUGAUCCGUCGCCUGAAAUCUGACGUGCUUUCUCAGCUCCCUGCGAAGCAGCGCAAAGUGGUGGUGGUGGCCCCUGAAGGCAUUAAUGCGAGAACCAAGGCUGAGCUGGCAGCUGCUGCAAAAGAAAUGGCAAAGGGUUACAAGAGUAAACAAGAAGAGAAAGAAGCUCUCAUUCUUUUUUACAACAGGACAGCAGAAGGCAAAGUUCACUGUAUCAUAGAAUAUAUCCUAGAUUUAUUGGAAAGUGGAAGAGAAAAAUUUCUGGUUUUUGCCCAUCACAAACUAAUUCUGGAUGCAAUCACCGAGGAGCUGGGGAAAAAGCAUGUUGGGUACAUUCGUAUUGAUGGCUCCACUCCUUCAGCAGAGCGUCAGUCUCUCUGCCACGAGUUCCAGUUCUCUGAGAAGCGCUCUGUGGCAGUCCUCUCCCUAACAGCUGCCAACAUGGGGCUUACUCUCUCGUCUGCUGAUCUGGUUGUGUUUGCAGAACUAUUCUGGAAUCCUGGGGUUUUGAUCCAAGCCGAAGACCGGGCACACAGAAUUGGGCAAACCAGUUCUGUGAAUAUACACUAUUUGGUUGCAAAAGGCACAGCUGAUGACUACUUAUGGCCUAUGAUUCAAGAGAAGAUCAGAGUGUUAGGUGAAGCUGGCCUCUCGGAAGCCAAGUUCUCUGAGACCGCUGAAGCCAAAGACUACUACUUUUACAAGGACCCAAAGCAGCAGAAUAUUUUAAACCUUUUCCAGAGGGCCUUUUCAAAAGAAACAGAUGACUUGGAUGAAGCCCUGCUUGUGGAAGCAGUGGAUGCUUGUGAAGAGUUUGGUCAACAAACAGCAUCUCCUGAAGAAGGAGGAAGCCUGUUCACAAAAAGUCCAUGCAAGAAACGGCGUACUGAUGAUUUUGGUUAUGGACAGUGAUGUCACAGAAAAAUGAUGCUUAUUUUUUUAUUAUGAUAGAAGAGGAAAAAUCAGUGAAUGA
Messenger RNA from Pogona vitticeps (central bearded dragon), 3439 nucleotides. RefSeq names its product SNF2 related chromatin remodeling annealing helicase 1 (gene SMARCAL1). Gene Ontology annotation, biological process: DNA repair; replication fork processing. Gene Ontology annotation, cellular component: nuclear replication fork. Lineage: Eukaryota; Metazoa; Chordata; Lepidosauria; Squamata; Agamidae. Gene Ontology annotation, molecular function: ATP binding. The record is from RefSeq and is a predicted model, not a curated record.